Messenger RNA from Eruca vesicaria subsp. sativa (arugula), 6405 nucleotides. Lineage: Eukaryota; Viridiplantae; Streptophyta; Magnoliopsida; Brassicales; Brassicaceae. The record is from the annotation of a GenBank genome assembly.
AGUUUAAAGUCUUUUGUUGUUUGUUUUGUCUCUCUGGUGGUGCUUCCGUGUGCGGUAAGAAGGGAAGCUUGUGCUUGUAGACUUGUGUCUCUCCAAAAUUCGCUUAAUUACAAAUGAUGGUUGGAGGAGGAAGUGCACAGAAGCUAACCACUAAUGAUGCACUUGCAUACCUCAAGGCUGUCAAGGAUAAGUUUCAAGAUAAACGCGAAAAAUACGAUGAGUUUCUUGAGGUCAUGAAAGAUUUUAAAGCUCAGAGAGUUGAUACUAGUGGUGUUAUCUUGAGGGUGAAAGAGCUAUUUAAAGGGAACAGAGAGCUGAUCUUGGGUUUCAAUACUUUCUUACCAAAGGGUUUUGAGAUCACACUCUUGCCCGAAGAAGAUGACCAACCUCUUCCAAAGAAACCUGUUGAGUUUGAGGAAGCUAUUAGUUUUGUCAACAAGAUUAAGACAAGGUUUCAAGGAGAUGAUCGUGUAUACAAAUCAUUCUUAGACAUAUUGAACAUGUAUAGAAAGGAAAACAAGUCCAUUACUGAGGUCUAUCAGGAGGUGGCUAUCCUUUUCCGGGACCAUCACGAUUUGCUUGUGGAGUUCACUCACUUUCUCCCUGAUACUUCAGGAACCGCCUCUACUAAUGAUCCUGCAAAAAUGUCAGUACGUGAUCGUGGCAUUAAAUCUCUUCCCACCAUGCGGGACUCUGAUAAGAAGGACCGUACUGACCGUGACCUCAAAACGGAGCAUAUGGACAUAGACCAUGAGAGAUCUUUGCUGAAAGAAAGUAAAGAAGACGUUAAACGCAUUGACAAAAAGAGUGAUUACAUGGAUGGCAGAGACAGGAAAGGUGAUGGAAUAGAUAACAGAGGUCUUGGACACGAUAGCCAGAAAGAUCAGUUCCUCCUCAGUAAAAAGAAGCUGACACUAAGAGAUAAUGAUUCUGCUGAAAUCUCAAAUCAUGGUAGAGAAGGAGACAAGUUUCGUGGAGACAUUGCCACUUCAUCUACUCAUGAUGAUAAAGGCCAUGUCCAAGAACUUGCUUUUGUUGAUCGAGUGAAGGCAAAACUUAAAACCUCUGAGUACCAAGAAUUCUUAAGAUGUCUUAAUCUGUUUUCAAAGGAAAUUAUCAGCCAACCAGAGUUGCAGUCUUUGGUGGGAGAUUUAAUCGGAGUAUAUCCAGACCUUAUUGAGGCCUUCAGAGUCUUUUUGGUUCAGUGUGAAAAGAAUGAUGGAUUACUCUCUGGUAUCCUAACUAAGAAAUCCUUGUGGAGUGAUGGCAAAGUUCCUCAGCCUACUAAGUCACAGGACAAGGAUACCGACCGAGAAUGUGACAAGGUUGAAAGGUUUAGAGAAAGGGACCGUGAGAAGGAGAGACUCGAGAAGGCUGCAGCGAGCCAGAAAUGGGCAAAACCUAUCAAUGAGCUAGAUCUCUCGAACUGUGAGCAGUGCACUCCUAGUUAUCGGUUACUUCCAAAGAAUUAUCCAAUUCCCAUUGCAAGCCAAAAGAUGGAGAUUGGUAGCCAGGUGCUUAAUGAUCAUUGGGUGUCUGUCACUUCAGGAAGUGAAGACUAUUCAUUUACCCACAUGCGCAAGAACCAGUAUGAAGAGAGCCUCUUCCGAUGUGAAGAUGACAGGUUUGAGCUGGACAUGCUAUUAGAGUCUGUGAACUCAGCUACCAAUCGCGUGGAAGAGUUAUUGGCAAAGAUCAAUAGUAAUGAAAUGAAAACUGACACUCCCAUAUGUAUUGAGGACCACCUCACAGCUCUAAACCUAAGGUGCAUAGAACGUUUAUACGGUGACCAUGGGCUGGAUGUGCUUGAUCUGCUAAGGAAGAACGCAUAUCUUGCUUUACCUGUAAUACUGACCCGUUUGAAACAGAAGCAAGAAGAGUGGAUUAAGUGUCGUUCUGAUUUUAACAAAGUGUGGGCUGACAUAUAUACCAAGAACUACCACAGAUCACUUGAUCAUCGCAGUUUUUAUUUCAAACAACAGGACUCAAAGAAUCUGAGCACAAAAGCGUUGCUGGCAGAGAUAAAAGAGAUCUCUGAAAAGAAGCGAGCAGAAGAUGAUGCACUUCUUGCUCUUGCGGCUGGGAACAGACGAACUGUGUGCUCCAACAUGAGUUUUGAUUAUCCAGAUCCUGAUCUUCACGAAGAUCUCUACCAGCUGAUCAAGUAUUCAUGCGGAGAAAUGUGUUCAACUGAACAGUUAGAUAAGGUGAUGAAGGUGUGGACAGAAUUUUUGGAACCAAUGUUUGGUGCUCCUUCUCGCCCUCAAGGUGCUGAAGACCGAGAAGACGCUGUCAAGUCUACAACAAACCUGAGCGAGGGCAGUCCUCAAAAUGGGGUCACUGUUGUUGCCACCUCUGUGCGGUCGAAUGGCACUCGAAAAGCAGGUGAAAGUAGUCAGUUGCAACAGGCUAGUGAUUUGGAUAGAGAUGUCACUGCCAAUAAAACCUCAGAUGCCUUGUUAUGUGACAACACUAAGAAUGAUAAAAUGCUGAAGAAUCUAACCACACCUGACACCAACCAAGCUGUUUCUAACUCAAGUACACUGCCUGUAGAUGGAUUGCUACCUCAAAGGUCUGGAAAAAUCCUUAGUUUUUCUAAAUCUACUGUGUUGGCCACUAUAAAGGAGAUGGAGUUGAAGCUGCUGAAUCAUGUUAGUCGGCCACGUGUGGAUGUGUUUCCAAAUGGGACAGUGGGGGAAACAUCGACUAAUCAAAGAUGUAACGAAGUGUCUGCUGGUGAAGCCAAAGUCGAAAGAGAGGAGGGUGAACUUUCCCCCACAGGAGAUUUUGAGGAAGAUAACUUUGCAGAGAAUGACUUGGAGCCUCUCAGCAAUGGUAAAGAUGGUGGCGGAGAGAACGAUGCUAAUGCGGUUGAUGAAGGUGAUGAAAGUGCACCAAGAUCAUCAGAUGGCAGCGGAAACACAUCUCAGAAUGGUGAUGUUUCUGGAACCGAGUCUGGUGAUGGUGAAGGUUGUUACCCCGAAGAUGAAAUGGAACACAACAACAAGGCAGAAAGUGAAGGUGAGGCUGAAGAAGAAGAAGAAGAAGGUAUGACUGAUGUACAUGAUGAUGCUGUAGAAGGAGAUAGGCCUGUGUUGCCCAUAUCUGUGCGUAACCUGCUACAUGUGAAGCCUCUAGCAAAGUAUGUCCCUCCAGCGUUAUGCGAUAAGGACAAAGAUGUUACUCGGAAGAACUCCAGAGUCUUCUAUGGGAAUGACUCAUAUUAUGUUCUUUUCAGGCUUCAUCAGAUUUUGUAUGACAGAAUACUAUCAGCAAAGAUCAAUUCGUCUUGUCCAGAAAGAAUGUGGAAGACCUCAAAUUCAACAAACCCUGCGGAUUCCUACGCCAGAUUCAUGAAUGCUCUCUACAACUUACUUGAUGGCACGUCUGAUAAUCCGAAGUUUGAAGAUGAUUGCCGAGCAAUAAUUGGGACACAGUCAUAUGUUCUCUUCACACUGGACAAACUGAUCUAUAAGCUCAUCAAGCAUCUCCAAGUAGUAGCAGCUGAUGAGAUGGACAGCAAACUACAACAGCUAUACUUAUAUGAGAAAUCCAGAAAGCCUGAAAAAUAUCUUGAUGCUGUUUAUUAUGACAAUACUCGUGUUCUCCUUCCAGAUGAAGAUAUAUACCGCAUUGAAUGUGAACUGGCGACACCAACAAAACUAUCUAUCCAGCUUUUGAACUACGGACAUGAUAAGCCUGAUGUGACAUCCAUAUCCAUGGACCAAACUUUUGCAGCUUACCUCUACAACCAAUUCCUUUCCAGUCAAUCUAAGGUGAAAGAGAAUUCUCGAAUCUAUCUAAACCGGAAUAAGCGUAAAAAUGGUGAGGAUCAAGUUAAGAUUAUGAACGGUUUGGAGUGUAAGAUAACCUGCAGUUCUUCAAAGGUCUCCUAUGUAUUCGACACAGAGGAUGUUUUGCAUUGUGUUAAGAGGAGGAAGGUUUUAAACCAAAGCAGACAGGACCCUGUUGCCAGUGGUUCUUCAUCAAUCAGGCAAAGAAGGAUACAAAGUUACCAAAAACUUCUCACCGGCCAAUGACAUUUCUCACACUUGCCAUCUUAGCACGCUUUUACAGGAGACAUUAUUUUGCUUGAAAUACUCAGCAUUGAGCUUUGUCGGAAGAGAGGAAUACUGAAAGAGAUUAGCUUCCACGGUUGUGUAUAUAAAGCUUUUGUAUGUUGUAACAUUAACUCUCAAAAGUCGUCUCUUGUUUUGUCCUAUUCUUUCCAACAUUAAUCACCUGAAUGAAAAAUUUGUUCUGUAUCCUUAAAUAGUGCACAAUCUCAGGCUUUAAUGUAUUUUUUGUUGACAAUGUUUCACCAAAGACAGCUAACGUGGAGCCUCUUCAACCGGCAAGUUCGCUGAUUGGUGGACGGUCCAUGAUAUCUGCUGCAGCUGCUGCACUACGUUGCAGCGUUGGGUCAAUAUCAGGCAACUUAGGAAUCUGAGCCAAGAGAUCAAUGGUGCGUCGUAACAGACGAGCAAGAUCACCUUCGUCCAUUGCACAUUCCAUCAUCAUUUCUUUCCAACUUAAUCCAGAAGCCCAAGCUUCAACCAUACCAGAAAACUGAACGUCCAGACAACAAGAAAUCUCAACCUCAUGCUUCUCUUGAAGCUUUAUAAGAGAGCUUCGUUGUUCUUCUAAGAAAUUAACCACGUCAACGACUGUAUCAGAUGGCUCGUAUAUAUAGUUAUUGUCUCUCCAUGGUCGAACUUUAAUGCCUUCGGAGACUAAACUUGCACAUACACCAGCUAGUUGAGGAGGCUUGAGAUCGACAAGGACUUUGUUCCGGAGAACCAUUGCAAGCCAGAGCUCGUUCUCUCCUCGGAUCGCAGCAGCUGUUUCACCCAGAGGAAAUAUCAAGUGUGUGUUAAUGUCCAAUGCUCUGCUUUCGUGGAUCACAUUGCUUAUACGCAUGAAAUCUUUCCAACCAGACGGUUCUAUCUGCUCUAAACGGUUUAUUAGGCGUCUUGAUCUCGCCUUGAGCCGUUUCAUCUUCUCAACCGUCAGCUUAGCGUUCUCUAGAAUUUUCUUAUAUUCUCUGAACCCUGCUGAUCGUGAUAUCCUCUUCUUCAGACGUGACACUUUGCUUCUUUGUUCCUUGUAUUGUUCCGCAGCGUUGUCAUACUCUUGGGACAUGUGUAACACCUCGUCUUCUUCGGAAAGGCUGCUUAGGACAGGUACGUUUAAACUCCAGGACCAUGUCUCCAGAGAUCCUUCCAUUCUCCACAUACUUCCAAGUUCGGAUUCAGCUAGUUUAUCCCACUGCAUAUCUGCUUUGUCAAGAAGAGCCUUCAUGAUUUCUCGAGGUAAAGCAUCUCCUAUCGCUAAGGCAGUGUUAGGGAAACCAGUCCUGUAAACAGUCCUUAUCCAUUUCUCAGUAAAGAGAUACCAUGAGUUAUCAGAGCCAAGGGCCACAUAGUAAGAUGGUUUAACAAUAGGCUUCUCAGGCUCAUCAGCCGCCAGCUCAUCAUCGAUUACGUUCAACGCAAAAGACUCAUCCAAAGACAUCAUCUUCUGAAGUUUUGAACCGUUAAAUGAAUCAAUAUGUCCCAGGUAAACGGCAGGGACUGACUGCUGCAUCCCUUCAGAAUCUUUGAACUCCAAACAUAUAAACGGUAAGUUUCCAUCUUCCAUCCCUUUUAGAAGCGGUUUUAGUGCUGAGAACCUUUCGAGCUCCAUCCUUCUUCGUAGUUCAGUACGCUUGCGUUUCUCUUCCCGCAGCUCUCCCUGAAGUGCAGUGAUCUCCUUGUAUUCCUUCGCUGACAGAAGUUUCCUACUCUUCUUAUCUAUAGCUUCGUCGCUUAUUUCUGAUGUCAGAAUCUCGAUCUUCUUGUCGAUUUCGGCAAGUUCUUCCUUCGCAGCAACCAUCACAUUGCUGCUCACAUAGUUUCCAAAACUCUUCUCAACUAACUUUUUGGCUUCUUCCAGACUUCUCCCAGCUUGUAAGACUUUCCCUUCCUCAGUCCCAUUUGAUUUACGAGUAACUUUUGAUCCAGCUACGAGAUUUAACACCAUUCCAUAUGAAGCAGUAAACUGCGACACUAGGGGUUUUACUCCAGCAAAGACAAGUUUGCAGCACUCUUCAGCGCCUUCAAAAGCAGUCUGAACCAGAACAGUGUAACCCUUGUCAUCAAUGCCUCUGCGUCCAGCACGCCCAGCCAUCUGGAACAAUUCGUUAGGACCCAGCUGUAUUCUUUCAUUACCAGCCUUUUUUGUCAGAGAUGAAAUAACAGCUGUUCUAGCCGGCAUGUUUAUUCCAGCAGCAAGUGUCUCAGUGGCAAAGACAACCUUAACAAGUCCUCGCUGAAACAGUUCUUCAAUGAAAGAUUUCCAAAGAGGUAGACAUCCGGCAUGAUGUGCAGCGAUUCCCCUUAGCAGUCCUUUCUCUGCACUCUCUCU